AUUAAAAAUAAGUAAUAAAAGAGACCCUUAUUAGCAAAAAGGGAAAUUCUCUUUUUCUUCGCUUAAUAGGUUUUCUUGUCCAUCACUCCAGUCUUCACUUCAUUUAACUUCCAAAUUCUGAUCUCUGGUUUGAUUCUCUCUCAGUUUUUCCGGUAAAAGAAACAUGUCGAACUCUGUGAUUGAAGUUCCUCCGAAGGGUGGAUUCAGCUUCGAUCUUUGUAAAAGAAACGAGAUGCUUGCUAAGAAAGGUGUUAAUCCGCCUUCAUUUCGUAAAACGGGUACAACUAUUGUUGGCUUGAUCUUUCAGGAUGGUGUUAUUCUUGGAGCAGACACAAGAGCAACUGAAGGACCUAUCGUUUGUGACAAGAAUUGUGAGAAAAUUCAUUACAUGGCCCCAAACAUUUACUGUUGUGGUGCUGGAACUGCUGCUGAUACAGAGGCAGUAACUGACAUGGUCAGCUCGCAGCUCCAGUUACACCGCUAUCAUACUGGUAGAGAGUCGAGGGUUGUUACAGCAUUGACCCUUCUCAAGAGACACCUUUUCAAUUACCAAGGCUAUGUCUCUGCUGCUUUGGUUCUUGGUGGUGUUGAUGUCACUGGACCUCAUUUGCAUACCAUAUACCCCCAUGGGUCAACUGACACAUUGCCAUUUGCUACAAUGGGCUCCGGUUCCCUGGCAGCAAUGGCAGUAUUUGAAUCAAAAUACAAAGAAGGCCUUACUAGAAAUGAAGGAAUUGAACUUGUCACUGAGGCUAUAUGCUCUGGUAUCUUCAAUGACCUCGGAAGUGGAAGCAAUGUUGAUGUUUGUGUAAUAACUAAGGGUGGCAAAGAAUACUUGAGGAACCAUCUACAGCCUAAUCCUCGAACUUACACCAGCUCCAGGGGCUAUUCUUUUCCCAAGAAGACAGAGGUUCUCUUGACAAAAAUCAUUCCACUUAAGGAGAAAGUGGAGAUUAUUGAAGGAGGCGACGCCAUGGAAGAGUGAAGCAGACGUGUUGGCUUUCAUUUAUGCUCUUUAGAAAACAACUUUCUGAUCAGUGUUAUGCAAUUUGCUCAUCUUUUAAACCUAGAUUUUGUUGGUUAAACCGAAGCUUUUGAGAGUUUUAUUUUAACAUUCUAGUAAUGAUAGAUGAUUUAACAUGGGCUUCUUACCCUCAA
Molecule: messenger RNA, 1158 nt
Organism: Hibiscus syriacus
Lineage: Eukaryota; Viridiplantae; Streptophyta; Magnoliopsida; Malvales; Malvaceae
Product: proteasome subunit beta type-7-A-like
Exons: 9
Coding region: 164-985 (273 amino acids)
Cellular component (GO): proteasome core complex
Molecular function (GO): threonine-type endopeptidase activity
Source: RefSeq, a predicted model, not a curated record